CGGGAAGAAUAACAUCACACUGAACAGUUCAAUAACUAAAAUCUUCAACAAAUUUUGGAAAACGAAAAGAAGCUUUAUAUUUUUCUUCUUUCGAUAGUGUUGCGUUCAAUUCCGUUUACAAUUAAACAUAUUAUACUUACUCGACACAUGUACAAUCGUCUCAGACUUGACCAUCGUAUGUGGGCCGACGACCUGUCGAACCAGGAAAGCGAAGAAGAAGAAGAAGAACGCUGACUAAACAAUUGUGAUAUCAGCUGUUUUUGAUGCCAAAGCAAACCAAGUGCAGGUUCCGUUGCGAUUGCGGCCUCAGAUGAGGUUGAGGCAUCCACCGAAGUUGAACCAGUCAGCGGCAGUGGGAAGCGUUUAUUUACGUUAGAAGUGUAUGUGUGUCCUCGAGUGGUUGGCGCAAGAUGGAAAACUUUAACGAAUACUGGGAGUUGUUUGUGGACAAGAAGGAUUCGAUUGCAAAGGAAAUCAUCGCGUACUACAAAACGCUCGACGACUACGAAGAUGGUACCGAGCUGUCGGAACAGUGUCGCAGGUUUUUCCGCAAAAACAUGAUCCACAGCCCAUACCCGACCUGUCAGCUGCUGAAGCUGUUGGCCAUGUCGAAAAUAUCGGCCAAAAACAGUGCAAUCUACGAGAUCGCAACGGCAGCCGUGCUGGACGCGUUUGAGCAGCACGACGAGCAGCAAACGGACCGUAACAAGUGCUACAACAUUCUUGCCAACAGUCUGAUGUCUGUGAAAGCUAUCGGCAACUUGAAAGCACUCUUGCUGAGGGCGCUCGAACGUAAAGCGAUCGAGAUGGAGCAGCUAAUGCUGGCACUGUUUUCCCGCAAAAGCGUUAAGCUAAUGGUACAGCUUAUGCCGGAGCUGGUGGGGCCGCUGCAGCAGCAUCAGGCCAGCGAUGUGCUCGACAAAAAGCGACACUUUUUCGGCAGCUUGCUCACAGCCAGCGCCAAAUCGUUCUAUGUGCACCAUACGAACUAUGUCCGCUUUAUCGAACAAGUGGCACUGGCAAACGCAGCAAACGGUGGUUCAUUUUCCGCCGCGGUUGAAACGGUCGGUGCCCUGCCGAUUGCCAAAUCGUACCUCAACGCCUACCUGCUCGAGCUGCAGCGUUGCCAGCGGAUACAGCAAACACUGCAGCUCGACGAAACGCUGCUGCCGGCGCAGGACUUUUCCCAGCACGCAACCGUACUGAGCAUGAUGGUGCGGGCCCGAGCCGACCUGAACGAGGUUGACUUUGCGAAGCUGCUGGCUGUGAUGCGAACGAACCAGACGCUGCACGAACAGAUAACAGCCCUGUCCAGUGAACCAGAAUCGGGCGCGGAAAAUGCGCAUGACGUCAUGGCACUGGUUGAGCUGCAGGCACUGUUUGUGCUGUACAAGGCAAUCGAGGAGGAAGCAGUGGCCAGCGUGUCCCAAGAUGCCGCUUCCCUUAUCACCACCAGCAAUCUGGACGCUCAGCUAAAGUGUCUGUUCAAAGAAACCGACAUGCAAACAUUCAUGCACGCGAUGGAGUCCAUCUUUACGAUGCUGUUCGUGCGCGGGGAGCUGAUAGGCAACGACACAAACCUGCCCGAAAGACGAACCUUCCUCUGCAGCACCGACCUGCUGGGCGCAUUAACGUCCAGCAUAAAGUCCAUCAUGAUUACGAGAAAACACUCCGUCGCCUAUCAAGAAGCGGACGACACGCUGAAGCGACGCUUUCAAACGCUCCUCGACCUCGUCAUCGACGUUUGCUGGCGCUUAUCGCUGUUUGACGAACGGCCCUCCCUGGAAGCCACCUUGCCACCGACCGAACCCGCGAACUGUGCGCAACCGGUCCGACUCAUCGAUAUGCCGCCAGUGCCCACCACACUGACCCACAUUACCGAAACCGUGUGUGAAUCAGCGUCCGCGUCCGGCAAUGCGAAGCUGUUCCGUAGCGUUGAAUCGAUCGCUGCGAUCGAUUUUGCCGUUGGGCAACGGCACCGGUACGGCUAUUACGGCACGCUGCCGAGGCACAAAUCUUCCCGCCGGGCGAACAGAAACCCACUGACUGCGACGGGAUCGAGCAAUUCGGGCGGAAGCAACAAAGACCUGCAACGGCAAGGCUCACUGUCGGUCGAUCCGAAAUCGGAAAGCCUCGCGUACGAUCGCAAAGCAACGGACGGUGGUUUCUGGAGCCGAAAACACUUCACCAAACUGUUUGCCACUCCGGAAACGCUGGCGAUUGUGUGCCUCACGAACGACAGGAUGACCUUUGCGAAGCAAAUUAUCGACAAUCACAGUCUACGGGACCGGCCGGUGGGCCGGCUGGUGGAACGAAUUGAACAGAUGCAGGCGCUGAAGGCCGAUCUAUCCGCGCUGAUCAAAAAGAGCGAACGCAAGCGUGAAACGGCGUGCGGCAGCAGCGGCACACAGUCGAGCGACAGCAACAACGACGCCCUGCUGGACGACAUACGCAGCAAAACGGCCAUGGGGUUCGAGAUUUCCAAAGUGCUCAGCACGAUCGAAACGUUUCUGAAGUCGCAACCGGUGCAGCCGGGCACCGAUGCGAGCGUCCCGGUCCCGCUGGAUCGGUUCGUCGCUCGGUACCCUUUCCUGAACGGUCUGACCGGGGCCAAUCUGCACCUCAGCCAGAUCGUUGACGCCGUGCUGAACUUACCCUUCAGCUACGAGCUAAACCUGGCGAUCUACAAUUUUGUGCUGAAAAACGCACACCAAACAACGGACGCCUGCCACCGAUCCACCGGCAUGAUGUCGAGCAGCAUUGCCGGCCAUGGAGGGGAAACGGCCCAGCUGGGCGGAAAUUACGUAUCCUUCUUCGGGAACAUUAUUGACACGCUGCAGCUUGCGCACAAAACGGCACGCGCAAGCGCCUGCCGGCUCACCAUUGCGGAGCUGCUGUCGCGCGAAGUGUGCCCGCUGGAUGCGGUUGAGAAUGGGUUGGUGUUGAAGAGGCGUGCUCGCUUCCACGGUAUGGUCGAGCGGACGGACGAGUUGCUACACCCGCCGGCCGAUGAUCCGGAACGAUCGUACGCACUGCUGGCGGACUCGUGUGGCGGCGGUGGCUCUGCAUCGUUGGCCAAAGUGAAGCUUUAUUUGGAACAUUUGACAAAGCUAUUACAAUCGCUGCUUUCCACUGGAACCGAUCGGCGAGCUGGCGAUGAGCCGCUUACUACCAACCUUAACGAACUCAUGCAAACGGACGCACAGACGUUGAUGUUGGAACGGUUGUUCGCAAAGGAUGUAGCGUUCGCCACCAUGGAUCAAAUGGCCAGCAUGCUGGGCAUCAAUCUGGUCCAAUCGCUUGGCAAGCGGCUGCUCGGCCCGGGCGAGGAAAUCAAACCGAUGCUACACGAUGCUCCUGCCCUGUGGGAAUACAUUGCAAGCAAAAGCGAGCUCUUGUGUCAGUUGUGUGCGAUUCAAAUCAACGGUGCGGAAGCUUCGACAAACAAGUCGCUGGUCGGAAAUUACAGCAAGCUCAUGAAUGCGCCGGGUCAGCAAACGGACCUCCCGUUUGGCUGCAGUCACAAUCGCACGAGUAAAACCAAUGCUAAGCAGACAUGCAAUCCCUUUUCCCUGGACAGCAAUCGACCGUGCUGCAUGCUACAGCCCCAGGAAGACAACGACCACAUUCGGUCAAAAUUGCCUCCAAACGAGGAUGACGUUCCGAUGGAGCAGAAAGCGCAGGCUUUACUCGCGAACGUUGACCAGUACACGGUGGCGAACGAGUGGAUCAGUGCUUCCGAGCAUCUGCUGACGGCAGUUGCCAAAAAUGUCACCCUCCGGCAGUGCACGAUUGUGCCGGCAACACGCCACAAGCUGCAGCAAACAGCGAACGAGCUGCGAACGUAUCUGCGCGUGGGCACCAUUCUUCAACUGGCGUCACCGGACGAAGGUGGUGCCGAGGGGGCAGGUUGGCAAAGGGCGAGGAAGUUUUCCGCCGAAAACAAAAGCACCGUCCUGCAUCAGCUGAUCGAGCUGGGCGAGCUGCAGGUGUGUGCCGACUGGAUCAAGCUGCACCCGAUCGAGGCCGAGCGGGAGCUGGAGAUGUUCAUGUACGCGGUGCACAAGCUGUCGGCCGCAUCGACCGUGGCGGUGAUCCCGACGACGACGAGUCUGGAGCCGGACAGUGAGCCCCCGAUUGCGCUACUGUUUCGAAUCAUUGAAACGAUGUCGGUCGAGGCCGUGGUGAAGCUGUAUGAAACGAUCAUUCUCAACAUCCGCAGCGUGCCGGUCGUCAGCUACAUGCUGGGCUAUCUGCAGCGCAACACCGCCACCAAGCCGCUGUACCAAAAGUAUCAACUGUCGUUAAAAAUAUUCGAACAUCUGUCGCACGACGAGUACGAGGGACUGUGGAAUUUGGCCAGCCGGCCGUUGCUGAUCGUAGAGCAGUGCUUGAUGAACUCGCGGCUGGAGCUGUUGGCCGGUGUGAUGCGCUCCAUCCGGGGGCUGCUGGUGGCGGACGUCUGCGCGCACUGCUACGAGCACCGGGAGUACAUUCGCGACCUGCACGACGCCGUUCGGAGUGGGGCGGAGCGGGAGCAGCAACUGCAAACGAGCACCGUACUGCGCCACUAUCCCGUGCACGAUGGGCUGUUCAUCAGCCACGAGUGCGUCGACUGUCUGUUGCGCGUGUACGCCGGCAAAGCGCUCGAGUACAAAGUAUUCCCAGAUAUGGUGGGCCCGGCCGACACGCUGCCCGAUGGUCCGGUCAGCCGCGUGUCGAGCUACGAUUCGCUGAGCGAAGUGGGACAACCGUUCGUGAUGCCGAAAGACAUUCCCGGUCGCGAUCGGUGGGUGAAGGACGAGGAGGCGCUGCACUGCAUGUGCUGUCGGCGCACUUUUUCGAUGCUAAACCGUCGUCACCACUGCCGGCGGUGCGGUCGUGUCGUGUGCCACUCGUGCUCGAAGCGCAAGCUGCGCCUACAAAGCUUUUACGAGGACGUUGCCGUGCGCGUAUGUGACGACUGUUGGCGCAAUUUGGCGGGUACGAAAGACACGUCGGCAGUGGCGGCAGCAGCAGCAGCAGCGCCAUCGGCCGCCGUAUCGCAAUCGCGCACCUCCGAUACCGGCAGCCAGUACGAGUGGCAGCUGACCGGCAACGAACGGUAUGACAAUGUGAUUCGCGACGAGUACAGCUACGAGUACGCACCGUCCACGAGCCAGUGUCUGGCAAUCUGCAACCUGCACACACCGAACGAAGAGAUGGCCAGCUUCCUGCUGUACCACUGUGCCAAGCUGGAGGCGUUGCUGCGCCCGCUGCAUCCCGGCGUGCCGAAUCCCGAGAUCGACUAUGCACUGGUCGCGCGCAUGCUGCUCAACCUGACGCUCGGCGUGAAGGUGCGCGGUGGCGGCGCCGAGGUCGAGAAGAUGAAGGAACACGCCGAGAUCAUUCUCUCGAUCGUGCACGACAACUGCGAGUCGCUGCUGCUGGACGCCCCCUCGAUGAGCAACCAUGGCAGCUUGCGCAAACUGCGCGAUGCGCUCGUGAAGGCGGAAAAGUGGACGCUCGCCCUAGAACUGUCGCUCAAGUGUGGCUUCUCGCUCAACGGUGUGAUGGCCGCCUGGGGUAUGGCCUGUCUGCGGGCGGGCUGCUACGAGACGGCGCGCGAAAAGUUCUCCCACUGUCUGCCACGCGUUGCCAGCGAGGCGGAGUGUGAAGCGGUGCUGCGCAUGAUCGAGGCACCGCGGGUGGGCAUCUCAACGGUCGUACAGAUCGUCAAGCGUCCCGCUCGCUGUCCGCCACUGCUGAACGAGAUUGUUUACGCGCUGGCGUACACGGCGCGUCUUGGCGCACCGUCGGAGCGCGUCACGGCAAGGGUUAAUGCCGCUCGGCACGCGUCCGCGGGCAGUGGCGCUGUUGGCGCAGCGCACGAACCGGCCCUAAACAUACUGAGCACGCUGGCCAACCUGCGCAACGUGUGCCAGGGUGAGUUCGACGGGGACGUGCCCGGUCCGAAUGCGGAACGGCUCGCGCGCCACGACGCGGCAUCCAUUGUGAUGUGCAGCCGGCUGUUUGAAGAAUCCAUGCAUUACCUGCUGGCGUACGGGUCGCACGCAAGCGUGGUACAGUUUCUGAUGCGCUACGCUCAGACGGAGGUAGCUGCACUGCGCUACAUCCUUGCGCAGCGCGUUGAACCGGAUGUGUUUCUGCAGACGGUGCUGCUGCCGUACCUGCAGCACGGCGAGCUGGAGACGAUCGUGCAGCGGCUGUCGGACAUUGACGAUACGCUGCUAGAGUGGCGCGAGUACAUCCGGUACGCUUGCCGCUAUCUCGAGACGAACGACAUGCUGAACAGCCUGUACAGCUUGCAGCUGCUGCUGAAGGAUCCGAUACGGGCGAGCAUGACGUGCGUGCGCUUCUACACCACGGGCUGUCGCACGUUUGCCGAUCUGCAGGCCGCCGAGCAUCAUCUCAAAACCAGUGUCACCCAUUUGCAGAAUGAGCUGGAACUGUGCAACUGGCAAGAGGUACGGCUGAACAGCACCGGCACAGCGAUCGAAACCCACCAUUCUCUGCUGAUGAAGCUAGAUCCGAAGGAGUUAAACAAUCACAUCAACACCAUUCUGCUGCAGCUCGAUGUGACCAAAUUUUUGGCCACCUGUGAAGCGAAAGGCCGCCAAACGGUUGCCCUUCUGCCAAAGCAGAUUUUUCGUGAAGCUUCCCAACUACCAACGCUCUUUGGUGGCAGCCAUGAUAAGCUGCAGCUAGCCAUCCUGACGCUUGUGUGUGGCCAGAACGUGGAGGAAGCUUUCGGUCUGUCGUACAGAAUCAUACAAGACUACAAUCUCGACAUGCAGCGAGUGUACGCGCUGACGGCAAAGUAUUUCAUCAACCAUGGCAAAAUUGAAGACGUCGGCAAACUGCUGGACGCGAUCGUGAGCAACGAGUGCAGCAGCAGCACGACGAGCGCAGCAACCGAACCGGCCGUAUCGGCGAUCUGCGACGAAAUCGUGCGCGUUUCCGUGGACGUGGCCAUUAGCCGGCACGGUACCGGUGUGAACACGAAGGUCGCCCUCGAGACGCUGAUCAAUCGGGCCAGCUCGGUGGCGGUGCGCAUUCACUGCUACAUCGUAUCGGGACAGCUCAAGGCGGCCUAUUUGCUAGCGAACCGGCACCAGCGCACAGGGGACAUACGGAAAAUUCUUCGCCAGGCGGAACUGCUCGGACAGAUGCACGUGAAGCGGCUGUGCGAGGCACGGCUUAGCCAUCAGGAGAGCAACCCGUGAGAGUGAUAUGGCAGUGCAAGAAACACGGCAAUGCUUUCUGUGCCUCGAUGAGAAAGAAUUUCAAUUAAAUCGACUGUUAUCGAAACUGUUAUACACAUCAUCUACAAUCAAACGUGAUAUUAAUCCUUCUCUUUAACUCAUUGCUCAAUUAGUCAUUUAACCAAAAAAAAGAAACCGGAAAAGAAACUGAUAUUUUUGGACACGUAUUAUACCUGUUUAGAAAAAAGAACAACUGUAAUGUGUAAGUGUUUAAUAAACUAUUUAAU
Messenger RNA from Anopheles merus, 7492 nucleotides. RefSeq names its product zinc finger FYVE domain-containing protein 26 homolog (gene Sptz). The record is from RefSeq and is a predicted model, not a curated record. The transcript has 5 exons. Gene Ontology annotation, molecular function: metal ion binding; phosphatidylinositol-3-phosphate binding. Gene Ontology annotation, cellular component: midbody; lysosomal membrane; centrosome. Gene Ontology annotation, biological process: mitotic cytokinesis; double-strand break repair via homologous recombination; regulation of cytokinesis. NCBI's taxonomy places the organism in Eukaryota, Metazoa, Arthropoda, Insecta, Diptera, Culicidae. Bases 411 to 7226 code for a protein of 2271 amino acids.